CUGCUUACUGCAGGAGACAACUGCGCCUCUUAAGGCGGAAGUUUGAUCUUAAAUGAAAAGUGAAACUGUACAGAAUUAGGGGAUAUCCAGAAUCCGACAAACAUUUAAACCCGAGCUCAUCAUUUUUUAUAUAUAUGUAUAUAUAUUCACGACUAAACAGUGUAAAGCUGCUGGUGUUACAGUUAAUGGUGUUUGGUGUUUGUUGAAAUAUCUCGUCAUGCUUGAAAUCUUCAUUUUCGCUUCUCUGCACGCGUUGGCACAAGGUGUGCAGGUUGCAGAUGUGAUGCUGUCCUGCUCCUUCAUUGAGGAGGGGGGAGGAAUGACUGGAGCUCACUUCAUACGCUCCCCUGCCACUGUGGUACUAAGGGACCUUCCUAUGAACUCUGACCUCUCACCAGAAACCAUCACUCCCUACAUCCCUCCUGUCACCCCUAACGCUGAUGACCUUAUUUUUGAGGCCACGGCGUCAUCAGUGGAGAUUCCUGAAGCAGAGUCUCUUCUCCAUGCGGACUGUAAUGAACAGGAAGUGAUUUGUGAAUUGAGUCGUUAUAUCCCCCGAGGCACAAAACCGGAUUCUGUACCUGUUUAUUUCAUCGCCUCAGUCCAGCUGGAAGGAGGCGGUGUCGGCUUCACUCUGGUGCUACAGGCGAUAGCCAAUGAGAAUGCAGAAUCAAAUACUGCAUCACUAAUACAGAGCAAACUUCAGCUUCCUCUGAGCCAGUGGGGAACUCUGAUCACAGAGGCUGUGUUUGUGGUGUUCUCUCGCUCACCUUCCGUCGCGACCCCUAUAGGAGAAGACACUGUAUUAGACUGUGGUUAUAGGCAAAGGGACAUCCCCGCAGAGCAGAAUUUGGCUCUUGAGUGGCGCUGGCAGUACAGAGGACAAGGGCGGACCAUUCUGGAUAUGAAAGAGACUGAGGCAGGGACACUUGUGGAAGUGGAUCGAGAUGGAGCGAGUGCAAACUCAACCUUGCUAGUUAGAGACGGAAAUGCAUCUCUGACCAUGAACAAGUUAAAGGUCUCAGAUGAGGGCACAUACAUCUGCACCAUUAACUCUGGACCCUUUCAGACCCAGCAAAUAGUUCAGCUGAACAUCAUACAACCACCCAGAGUUUUUUUCUCAGAAAACAAAAUAACAUUUCAAGAUGAGUCUCCACGUAGACUGAGUUGUCACUGUCUGCAUUAUUACCCCCUAGAUGUAAAGGUGGAGUGGUUUUCUCAGCUCCCUUCAGAGACAGAGAGCAUCGACCUGACAGAGGGAGCCUCUUCCUCCAGCCAUCGGCAGCACAGUGAUGGGACGUUCUCUCUUUCAUCCUUCCUCAUCGUCCAACCAUCUGAACACCCUCCUGGUACUGUGUUCACCUGCAGGGUCUCUCACGUUGCCCUGCAAACUCCCAGUGAAGUAAACCUGACAGUACUCACACCUGAGCCAGGUCAAUUCAGCAAUCUGGGGGAAUAUUAUUGGAUGAUUCUGGUGACACUGAUUUUGUCAAUAGUGUUUUUAUAUCAAGCUUCAAGAUAGGUUCUGAAGAGCUUAAUGGGUGGCAUGGUGACUCACAACUCCAGGACCUGGGGGUUAAUCCUGAGCUCAGGUUACUGUCUGUGCCGUUUCACUUCUCCUUGUGUCUGUGUGGGUUUGCUUUAGCUUCCUCUCACCUGUGUGUGUGUGUGUGUGUGUGUGUGCGUGCGUGCCCUACAAUGGACUGUAAAGUGGCUACUCACAUAGACCAUGUACUUUUUUAUGGGAGUAUGUAUGGAUGUAAAUGUGAAUUAAUUUAAGUUGAAAUGUGAACACUGAAAUAUA
This is a messenger RNA of Ictalurus furcatus (blue catfish), 1804 nucleotides long. RefSeq names its product TAP binding protein like (gene tapbpl). The coding region runs from base 218 to 1522 and encodes 434 amino acids. Gene Ontology annotation, biological process: antigen processing and presentation of endogenous peptide antigen via MHC class I. Gene Ontology annotation, cellular component: membrane. Lineage: Eukaryota; Metazoa; Chordata; Actinopteri; Siluriformes; Ictaluridae. The record is from RefSeq and is a predicted model, not a curated record. The transcript has 9 exons.